GGCUCAAAAUGCGUUUUUCAGCGCGGAGUGCAGCCGACAGCUUGCCACGGAAGCGAUGGCCGAAGAUGCCAAGGCCCUCACGCGGAAGCUCAAGGCUGCGGAGCCCGUGCGGGUGGUGGAGGUGCUGCAGAAGGCCCAGCAGCAGAACUUGCGCCUGAACUUGAUCCACCUGAAUACUGCCCUGGCCGUCUUGGCCGAUCAGCGCGAACCGCCAACGGACACCGCCAGGUGGCAAGACGCCUGCCAGCUUGCUGAGAGGAUACCCCAGAUGUUCGUGGAAACGGAUGUUGUGAGCUCCAACAUUCUUCUGCGCUCGCCGGGCUGGCAACAAGCGCAGCUGGAUCUGAGGACCUUUACGGAAGUCACCUAUGUGGCGCUGGGCGGAAAGCUUGAUUGGCCCCAGGUGCUGCGACUGCUCUGGGCGAUGCGGCAAAGUCGCGGCGUGGGGCUGGCGGCGUACAAUGCGGCCUUGGUAAAGCUACUCUGGCCUCAGAGUAUGGAGUUGCUGCGAUGGAUGCCGAGGAGCCGACUUCGGCCGGAUGUGCUGAGCUACACGACGGUGGCCUCGCAGGACAGUUGGCUGGGGGCCGUCAAUACGCUGUGUGACCUGUGCUUGGCAAGGUGGCAGCUUGACGUCGUGUGCUGCAGCACCGUCCUCACGAGCUGCGUUGAGGCAAAUCAUUGGCUUCAAGCUCUCCGAUUCCAACAGGUGAGCUGGAACCAAUAUUGCUACAACGCCAUUCUGAGGGGCCUCAGGUGGCAGCUAUGCCAACACGUUUUCGAGGAGAUGGUUGACGUCUCCCUUCGGCCAGACGCAGCUUCUCAGAGCCUUUUGACGAAUUCACUGGCGCAGGCCGGCCUCUGGCGAUCUGCGCUGGUGUCACUCUCUUCCUACACCUACAACAGUGUGCUGCGAUGCCUCGUGGAGGCAUCCGCAUGGCGACGGGCCUUCGACCUUAAAGGAGCGCCACAGCCAGAUAGCGUUGUCUUGAGCGUUGCCACGCAGAAUUGGCCAGCAGCCUUGCAGGUGCUGGCAAAGCAAUCCGGUGGCGGCCGCCCGUGCUCGGUGCGCUUUGGCGGUCCCUGGCGCUCCGCGUUGCACCUGGCGCUCCACUCCAUAGGGGGCUCCUGGCAACGGGCCGUGGUGCAAGGGGAGAGGCACGAGUUGCUCUCUGCCCAACAGUCGGCCGGUCACUGGCGCGGCGCGCUGGCCUCUGUAUUGCAGAUGCGCUGGGCAGAGCUACGCCUGGACACUGCGGACCUCAACAUGGCCAUCAGCGCCUGUGAAAAGAGCUCCACUUGGCGCCGGGGGGCAAAUCUUCACAGGGCGAUGCUGGCCGCACGCUUGUCCGCCAGCCUGGAGACCACUAGUACCUGCAUCAAGGCCUACAGCACAGCCCGGCGCUGGGCCUGGGCACUGCAUUUCCUCCGUGGCGGAGUUGACGCGGCCGGCGCCGGCGACUUCGGCGUGCUGCGCAACGCAGGGGCGGACGCGCUGGCGAAGUGUCGCCGCUGGCGUCAAGCAGUGCUGCUCACGGGCGCAGCCAGCGCAGAUGUGCUUUUCUUCAGCUCUCUGCUGACCUCCCUGCCAUCGGCAGCUCUACCUGCGCCGAUGGCGCUGAAUUUGGUGCUGACCAUGGAUACGCAGCGGGUAUCCCUGGAUGCUGUGGCCUGUGGCCUGGUGGCGGACAUCCUCCCGGUGGAGAAGCUGCCAGAACACCUCGGUCGCUUGCAGCAGCUGGGGCUGGGAGCCUGCGAGUCACAUGCGAAAGGGGCGUCUUAUGCCUGUGGUUUGUGGGCGACUCGCUUCCUGAGUUCCUGGGGCAUUGUCAUUUUUGGGUUUGGACCAUUUUACUUGUAG
This is a messenger RNA of Effrenium voratum, 1861 nucleotides long. NCBI's taxonomy places the organism in Eukaryota, Dinophyceae, Suessiales, Symbiodiniaceae. The record is from the annotation of a GenBank genome assembly.